Messenger RNA from Ramularia collo-cygni, 774 nucleotides. RefSeq lists its product as uncharacterized. The transcript has 2 exons. The record is from RefSeq and is a predicted model, not a curated record. Bases 1 to 774 code for a protein of 257 amino acids. Lineage: Eukaryota; Fungi; Ascomycota; Dothideomycetes; Mycosphaerellales; Mycosphaerellaceae.
AUGUCUGCCUACGCUGCGGCCCUCUCCAGAGCAACGAAUCUCCUAGUAACGAUUGCUUCCAAAGCAGGCUCGUAUCAGAGCACAGAAUCGAACCUCCCCGCGAUGACUGGCCUUGGAUGGGAAAGGAUCGAGAGUGAAGAAGGAGGUCAGCCCAUGCUCAAGAUCAUAUGGAAACGCGAUCGCUCAGGAGGUGAAACGUUUGAAAAUGUAUACGACACCGACUCGGGCACGAUUCGCGUCAACUCCGUCGUCGAGCCCCUGUGGCCGCCGGGUUCCUCUUCAACGCAUGGCCAACUCGCACUACCACCGUGCCACUGGAGGUCUGAAAUCACCGCUAUGGACUGGAUGAGGUGUACUGGAACCAACCGGCGCUUGAACAAAAGCAUUCGAAGCGUCGAGCUCUUUGGAAUCACCAACAGAGACACCAUCACGGUUAUCAACAUUGUGAUACCAAACUUCAAUCAGGCUGGGAUUCACCCAGGACAAAUCUUCUUCCCGACCGACGGGGAUCACUUCAAGGCUCUACUUGGUACUCCUGAUGCUAUGGCCAUAUUUUUCAUGCUUGCAUUGCACAGGAGACAGCUCGGGAGGAAGGCCAUCGAAAGUAUUCGAGUGUUCUGGAGGCCUCUCACAUCAGCUGCCUCGCCCUCUCAGACUGACUCAUACUGCAUGAUUCUGAGUGUUGCCGAUGCCCCGAAACGUGAGGACGACACGAGCAGCGAGGACGCUUCAAGUAGCCAGGAUGUCUCGAGCGACGAGAUCGAGAUGGGAUAA